AUGGCUGCAGAAGGAAAGGGCGUUCUGCUCAAGGCGGAUGCUAUCGCCGAGACCUUCCGUGUAGAGAUCAAGUCGGCUCUCUCCAAUGCGUCUCGCCCUCCGAAACUGGUUGGCAUCCUCGCGACGAGUGCGUCCCCGAGCAGAUUCUACGCGGAGUUCACGAAGAAGCAGUGCGAUGCUUUGGGCGUGGAGUUCGUCCUGAGGAGGACGGGACAGGCCGCGGACGAGGCCCUCGCGCCUGGAGAGGGUGUAGAGGAGGCUAUUAUAGAAGCGAAUGAGGAUGAUACGGUGAAUGGCAUCAUGGUCUACUAUCCUAUAUUCGGCGCGCAGCAGGAUCACUAUCUGCAGCAAAUCGUGUCCCCCUUCAAGGACGUGGAAGGCCUGCACUUCAAGUUCCACUAUAACUUAUAUCAUAAUAUUCGUUUCCUCAACCCCAAGACGCUGGCGUCCUCGCUGCCUACGUCGACCAGCAACGACACCCCACCUGCCGUCAACGACGAGCCUCCUCCGGGUUACGUCAAGUCCAUCCUCCCUUGCACGCCGCUCGCGAUCGUCAAGUGCCUCGAGUACGUUGGCGUUUACAACAAGCUUCUCCCAUACGGCGACCGCGCAUACGGCAAGACCAUCACCGUCAUCAACAGGUCCGAGGUCGUCGGCCGCCCGCUCGCCGCGCUGCUCGCCAACGACGGCGCGCGCGUCUUCUCGGUCGACAUCGACUCCAUCCAGGAGUACACGAAGCGGCCCCGGCAGGCCGGCGAGUCCGAGCAGACGCAGCGCAAGUACUUCCCGCGGCACGUGGUGCACCCCGCGAGCCCGAGCCUGCAGGACGUGCUCGCGCUCUCGGACGUCGUCGUGUCCGCGGUGCCGAGCAAGGAGUACAAGGUGAAGACGGCGUGGCUCAAGGACGGGUGCGUGUGUCUGAACGUCGCCGCGGACAAGAACUUCGAGGCGGACGUGAGGGAAAAGGCGUCGCUGUAUUUGCCAACUAUCGGCAAGGUUACUAUCAUGAUGCUGCUGAGAAACCUGUAA
Messenger RNA from Dichomitus squalens LYAD-421 SS1, 1029 nucleotides. RefSeq names its product NAD(P)-binding protein. Gene Ontology annotation, cellular component: cytosol. Bases 1 to 1029 code for a protein of 342 amino acids. Gene Ontology annotation, biological process: purine nucleobase biosynthetic process. NCBI's taxonomy places the organism in Eukaryota, Fungi, Basidiomycota, Agaricomycetes, Polyporales, Polyporaceae. The transcript is spliced from 7 exons. The record is from RefSeq and is a predicted model, not a curated record. Gene Ontology annotation, molecular function: methylenetetrahydrofolate dehydrogenase (NADP+) activity; methylenetetrahydrofolate dehydrogenase (NAD+) activity.